Messenger RNA from Salvia splendens (bonfire salvia), 831 nucleotides. RefSeq lists its product as uncharacterized. The coding region runs from base 39 to 710 and encodes 223 amino acids. The transcript has 2 exons. The record is from RefSeq and is a predicted model, not a curated record. Lineage: Eukaryota; Viridiplantae; Streptophyta; Magnoliopsida; Lamiales; Lamiaceae.
UUUAUUCGCUCACCGCGAAAUCUCAUCCACAGUCGAAAAUGGCGGAGAAAACCCGCAUUUAUCCCAAUCUCUCACUCUUUCUCUCCCUCUCCCUCUCCCUUCUCUCUCUCUUGUUAACUCGCGCAGCCGCAUCACCGCCACAAUCGCCAUCUCCAUCGCCAUGGCCGCUCCAAUUCCACUCAAUCCUGUUCAUCAACAGCAGCAGCGGGCUGCAAGUGACGGACCUCUGGUACGACUGGCCUAACGGCCGCAACUUCAACAUCAUCCAACACCAGCUCGGGAAGAAGGUCUACGAUUUGGAGUGGAACAACGGCACCUCCUUCUACUACACGCUGGACGCCAACCAGGAGUGCAAAAUCGUGCAUUUUCCGGUGGGGAUUCUCCGCCCUAAUUUUCUCGACGGCGCAACCUACACCGGCCAAGACCGCAUUGAUGGAUUCCUUUGCAAUGUGUGGGAGAAGGUCGAUUUCAUCCGCUAUUAUGAAGAUGUCGACUCCAAGAGGCCUGUUUCCUGGACUUUCAUCUCCUCCGGAAUGAGGGCACAUGUGAUGACAUUUGAGGUUGGGAAAGUGCUUGAUGAUCCCAAUUGGCAGGCCCCUGUUUACUGUUUUGAGGCUAAGGAGAAGCUAGAUCAUGACACGCCUCUUCUUCUUCUUCAAUCAACAUUGGGUUUGAAUCUGCUAAGAGAUAUUCCUGUGGGGUCUAAUUGAGUUCCAAUUUCCUCUGAUGGCACUGCUUUUGCUGCUGUUUAUCUCUUCCUUCUGUAUCAGAUCACCAGCUUCAGUUAACUUUCAACAGAAAAUGCUAUUGGCAUGUUUAUGUUCGUGAUAA